This is a messenger RNA of Anopheles bellator, 2056 nucleotides long. Its product is annotated as E3 ubiquitin-protein ligase RNF185-like. Gene Ontology annotation, cellular component: endoplasmic reticulum. Lineage: Eukaryota; Metazoa; Arthropoda; Insecta; Diptera; Culicidae. The coding region runs from base 494 to 1411 and encodes 305 amino acids. The record is from RefSeq and is a predicted model, not a curated record. The transcript has 3 exons. Gene Ontology annotation, molecular function: ubiquitin-like protein conjugating enzyme binding; ubiquitin protein ligase activity; metal ion binding. Gene Ontology annotation, biological process: ubiquitin-dependent protein catabolic process.
GUGGUGGUGGUGGGUAAUAGAUUUCAUCAUUCAGUGGAACCGUGCGGACGGAGCCUCGGAAAAAGAGUCACCUCGUAGUGUGUGAAAAUCGUUGUUCUACUAUUGUGCAUUUAUGCCAAUAGGCAGUAACCAACGAACUUCAGAGGUUGCGUGUGUAUGUAGGUGUAUCGUGAUAAAUUGUGUUUUCUAGCCAACCGGGAGCAAUUUGUUUCAAAACACCGUGGUUCACGAUUUUCAUCAGCAUCGCAUCGUCGUAAUACGUGUAACUUCGAACGCAAACAUCACGUGCGAGAGCGAGAGAUCAGCUUUGCGGUAGCUCAAGUGGCUGCUUUGCCUAGAAGUUUAGUGACGUACGCAAAGGUUCGUCAAAGGAAUCGAAGUGAUGCUUAGCCAGUACGUGUUCCAUCGAUAAAAAUGAAUAAUAAUCGGAAAGGGUCAAGUCUGGUGAAUACAGUGGAGGUAACCAGCGCGACUGCAAUAAUUGUUGUAGGCCAUGGCUUCGACGACAGAAAUUCCUACCUCGGUGGGAAGCUCCUCUGCCUCAGCCUCCGCCCCCUUGCUGGAGGACCUCAUCGAAGAGCCGGAAUCUUCGUCCACCUCGUCGGCCACAAACAGUGCUAACAGAGCCUCGUCAUCAUAUGGAAUCAAGCUCGUUAACCCUUAUAACCCCACUUCGUCCUCCUCUUCGAACAGUCACAGCAGUGCAACCACAAGCAGCGCUAACAGAGCAUCGACAUCGUACGGAGUAAAGCAUACUCCCAUACCCAUAAGCAUACCCUCUUCGAACAGUCACAGCAGCAGUCAGAAAAGGCCAGUCAACACAGUUGAUCCUGAUGAUCAAUCUGAAGAGAAUCUGCAAAGUAGCACCAUUGCAGCGGACGGUGGAGCCACCAAUUCAGGUACCACCACCGACACCGUCGGUGAUGAGGAGAAAAAAGACGACUCUGUGUUCGAAUGCAACAUCUGUCUAGACACGGCGAAGGAUGCAGUAGUCAGCAUGUGUGGUCAUCUGUUCUGCUGGCCCUGUAUUCACCAAUGGAUGAAUGGAUACCGUAACACCUGCCCGGUCUGCAAGUCAUCGAUAAGCAAGGAGAAGGUUAUUCCCCUCUACGGGCGGGGUGGAAGUAAGGAGGAUCCGCGGAAAACGGUCCCGCCGCGCCCGGCCGGUCAGCGUACCGAACCGGAACAACCGCACGGCUUUCAAAGCUUUACAGGCGACGGUGGUUUCCACAUGUCGUUCGGUAUCGGUGCUUUUCCAUUCGGGUUCUUCACCUCUACACUAAACUUUGGCGAUUUUCGUGGAGCAAACACUCCGCGAGAAAAUACGCGCGAGUCGGAGGAGGACCAGUUUCUGUCGCAAGUGUUUGUCUGUGUGGCGCUCAUCUUUCUGGCUUGGUUGGCUAUGGCAUAAAAAGAGGAAAGAGAUGGAGAGAAAACGCAGUCCAAAUUGUCGCUAAAUCAUGAGAAAAGACCAAAAAUGUAAUCUCCCAGUAACUACUGGGUGAGUGGGCCGUGGAGUAUUGUUUGCAUUAUUUUAAAUUCCUUUUGGUCUGUUUUUCCAUUAUUUGUUGUUUGCUAAACUGAAAAAAACUUGGUGCAGAAAUGCUUCAUCUUAGCAGCCGGGGCUGUAAAAACAGAAAAUAUAGAUAUAUGUUGGAAGAAAAACAUGAAAUACAUGCAGCAAAAUGACGCUUUUAUGUGAUAAUCUAGAAAAAAUGUACACCUCUCAAUGUUUCAUUGUUAAUGUUCGCAGUACGUAGGUGUUUGGAAAAAAUAUGCAAACAUACCGGUAUGUUUUAAGCUCUUUGUCUCACUCGCUCACUGUGUCAAAAUAAGAAAUGGGAAAUACCCAGAUUUACAGCGACCUCGUCUUGUUGUAUACAUUAGCUUGCAAUUGCAAGGGCAUUAAAAGGGCAAGCAAAAUGUUUUGGAAAAAGCUAGGGUGCAAGGUGUAAGAGAACAACCGUAAUGCAAACAUUUAUAUGUGAAACAGGAAAUGCUGUAAUGUUCGUUAAUUAAGCAAAAUGAGACAAAUAAAUCACACAUAAGCCAGAUU